Messenger RNA from Parasteatoda tepidariorum (common house spider), 810 nucleotides. Lineage: Eukaryota; Metazoa; Arthropoda; Arachnida; Araneae; Theridiidae. The record is from RefSeq and is a predicted model, not a curated record.
UGUUUUUAUAAUAUCGAUUUGAAGGGAAGUCCCCCGUAUUCUUAUUUAAGAAGUUACAAAAAUGAGCAUUUCAUUAUUUUAUUAUUUCACGUUUCGUGUUAACAUACAAAUAAUCAACACUUCGUACUUAAAAUUUGUGAAUAAGAAUUAAUUUCUUAAAAAUCUUCUGUCACUUAUAGAAAAAAUAACUCUUGUGUAAGGAAUUAUGGAUAGAGUGUGCUGCAUAGUUGAUUUCGAAGGAUUCAAAGUGAAUAACCAGUUUCUGGUAAGAGAGUUGGGAUGGAUUGAUAUGGAAAAUGCCGAAAAAGACAGCGUCCGAUUCGAUCUCAGAGGCUACCACAGAUCCUUACAAGACAUAGAAAAUUGCAAUUACAUUACUUCAAAAGUAAGUGGCUUAACAUUCAAACCGAUGCGCGGCGAAGAGACCACAUCCCCACAGCUACUUGAUUUCAAGUUGAGAGAAAUCUAUGAUUUCUGUAAAACUUCCAAAAAGAAUGUGAUUGCUUACUUAGGAGGAAAGACAGAAAGGAACAUUCUGUCACAUCUUGGCAUACCUUGCAUCAAUCUUGAUGCUUAUUGUUGUCCCAAGUCCGAUCGCCAGGUCAGUUUUUAUCCGUUAUAUAUCUAUCCAGCCUGUGGUAAUCACAAGUAUAAUGGUCACUGCCCCUUUUCUGAAGUCCAAGCAUUGAGAGCAUGGGUGUUAGCUCGUCUUUGAAACGUCAAUAAACAAAUAACAUUUUGUACCGUUUAGCUAUUAAUUUACGAUUCUGUUUAAAUAUUGUCUUGAAUGUAAAUAAAAUUUUUAUUAUA